UUGGUAUCGUCCCUAUUGAUAUUGGGAUCGACUCGUAUCUACCCCCUUUUCCAACAUGUCGGUGUACGGGCCGGUUGUGAAGAUCCAUCCUGUCGUCCUCGCCUCCAUUUGCGACUCGUACGAGCGACGAAAUGAGGGGGCGAGCCGUGUUAUUGGGACUUUAUUGGGUACCAUCGACAAACACUCCAUAGAAGUGACCAACUGCUUUUCUGUUCCUCACAAUGAGUCUGAAGACGAGGUUGCUGUGGACAUGGAGUUUGCCAAGAACAUGUAUGAGCUCCACAAGAGGGUCUCUCCCACUGAAGUCAUCAUCGGCUGGUAUGCCACAGGCUUUGACAUCACAGAGCACUCUGUGCUUAUCCAUGAGUAUUACAGCCGCGAGGCCACUAACCCCAUCCACCUGACAGCCGACACGGCCCUGCAGAGUGGCAAGAUGAACAUCCGCGCCUACGUCAGCGCACAGAUGGGCGUGCCCGGGAAGACUGUUGGCGUGAUGUUCACCCCUCUCACCAUCAAACACGUUUACUAUGACACGGAGAGGAUAGGAGUGGACCUUCUGCAGAGAACACGCUUGGCGGUCACUCGCACCAAGGGCCUGACGUCCGACCUUUCUCAGGUGGCUUGCUCUGCCUCCCGCAUCCAAGACAUGCUGGCCACCAUGCUGGGUUACAUUGAGGACGUGCUGUCUGGCAAGGUGGCAGCAGAUAACAGCGUGGGCCGUUUCCUGAUGGACCUGGUCAACAAGGUGCCCACCAUUUCCGCAGAGGACUUUGAGAACAUGAUCAACACCAACAUCAAUGAUCUUCUGAUGGUGACCUACUUGUCCAACCUCACCCAAGCACAGAUCGCUCUCAACGAGAAGCUGGUGCUGCUCUGAGGCGCCGCUAUUUAAUUUUUAUUUCUGAGAUGAAUAAACAAUAUUCUCUUGCUCAUUA
Messenger RNA from Nerophis lumbriciformis (worm pipefish), 935 nucleotides. It is a transcript of the gene eif3f, whose product is annotated as eukaryotic translation initiation factor 3, subunit F. Gene Ontology annotation, biological process: translational initiation. Gene Ontology annotation, cellular component: eukaryotic translation initiation factor 3 complex, eIF3m. The record is from RefSeq and is a predicted model, not a curated record. NCBI's taxonomy places the organism in Eukaryota, Metazoa, Chordata, Actinopteri, Syngnathiformes, Syngnathidae. Gene Ontology annotation, molecular function: metallopeptidase activity; translation initiation factor activity; translation initiation factor binding.